This is a messenger RNA of Paracoccidioides brasiliensis Pb18, 933 nucleotides long. RefSeq names its product prohibitin-2. The transcript has 4 exons. The record is from RefSeq and is a predicted model, not a curated record. Gene Ontology annotation, biological process: mitochondrion organization. The coding region runs from base 1 to 933 and encodes 310 amino acids. Gene Ontology annotation, cellular component: membrane; mitochondrion.
AUGGCUGGGGAUCCUCGUGAGACAUGGGCAAGGCUGCAACAGUCCCUGCAGCAGCAGAGGUUUAGAGGCGGAUUUGGAGGUGGAUUUCCGGGAGGGGGUGGUAGGAAAACUUUCGGAGGUGCAGGAGCAUUGAUUGCAGUUGGAUUGGGGGCAUAUGUCUUUAUGAAUUCCCUCUUUAACGUGGACGGUGGUCAUCGAGCAAUCAAGUAUACGAGAAUAGGUGGUGUGAAGAAGGAGAUUUAUAAUGAAGGAACCCAUUUCCGAAUUCCUUGGUUCGAAACCCCUAUCAUCUACGACGUUCGUGCGAAGCCCAGAAAUGUUGCAUCACUUACCGGCACCAAGGACUUGCAAAUGGUGAACAUCACUUGCCGUGUUCUUUCACGUCCAAGAGUCGAGGCUCUACCUCAGAUAUAUCGUACUCUCGGAACUGAUUUCGAUGAGAGAGUUCUUCCUUCUAUUGUCAAUGAGGUGUUGAAGGCUGUUGUAGCGCAAUUCAACGCCAGUCAGCUCAUCACACAGCGAGAGAACGUUGCCCGACUUGUCCGUGACAAUCUUUCUAGACGUGCUGCUCGCUUCAACAUUGUCCUUGACGACGUCUCUCUAACGCAUCUUGCCUUCUCACCCGAAUUUACCGCUGCCGUAGAAGCCAAACAAGUUGCCCAGCAAGAGGCCCAACGAGCUGCUUUCGUCGUCGACAAAGCCCGUCAAGAGAAACAAGCCACCGUCGUGCGUGCACAGGGUGAGGCCCGUUCUGCUCAGCUGAUUGGAGAUGCAAUCAAGAAGAGCAAGAGUUACAUCGAGCUCCGGAAACUUGAGAACGCCAGAAACAUUGCUACGAUCUUACAGGAAGCUGGUGGAAAGAACAAGCUCUACCUUGAUUCGGAGGGCUUGGGCUUGAACGUUAACAUCAAGCCAGACUCCUCUGACAGCUGA